AUGGAAUCCGAACGACUGAAUUGGUUGAGGGAUAAUCAAUCGAAGUUAAGAGUGGGCAAAUAUAAUAAUUUGACCACUCAAACUGAUGGCGAUAGAAGAAAUGAACACCAGAAGCAGGGAAAACGAGUUGUUUUGCCAUCAACAUUUAUUGUUAGCAAGAGAUGUAUGGAUCAACUAUAUUUUGACGGUAUGGCCAUUUCAAGUCGAUUGGGAUUCCCUGAUUUAUUUGUUACAUUUACCUGCAACCCAAAUUGGCCUGAAAUUAAAAGAGCAUUGUCAGGAACAGGACUACAACCCCAUGAUAGGCCAGAUAUCAUUUCAAAAGUUUUCAAAAUAAAGUUUGAUACCCUCAUGGAUGAUAUUACAAAACACCAUGUUGUCGAAAAAGUUAUUGCAUAUAUGUACACCAUUGAAUUCCAAAAGCGUGGAUUGCCACAUGCUCACAUAUUAAUAUUCCUACACCCUCAGAGCAAAUACCCAACACCAUCUAACAUAGACAACAUCAUUUUUGCUGAAAUUCCCGACCCGACUGUUCAUCCCAAUUUAUACAAGUUGGUUAAGGCACAUAUGAUGCAUGGACCCUGUGGCCUCGCGCGCAUGAAAUCACAAUGUAUGAAGAAUGGAAGAUGUUCUAAAUACUAUCCCAAAAAGUUUAUUGAACACACUAUUGUUGAUGCAGAGGGAUAUCCACUUUAUAGGAGAAGAUCAAAAACCUUCACUAUUGAAAAAAAUGGUAUCACCUUGGACAACAGACAUGUGGUUCCAUAUAACACCAGAUUUCUGAUGAAAUACCAGGCACAUAUAAACAUGGAAUGGUGUAAUCAGAGUACUUCCAUAAAAUAUAUUUUCAAAUAUAUCAAUAAAGGCUAUGAUAGAAUAACAGCAGCAGUUUCAACAAAUAACAAUCAACCUGUUGAUGAAAUCCAACAAUAUCUCGAUUGCAGGUAUGUCUCCCCCAGUGAAGCAUGCUGGCGCAUUUACUCUUACAAUAUUCAUGGCAGAAAACCAGCUGUGGAACAUAUGUUCUACCAUUUUAUUGGGGAGAAACCUAUCUACUAUACAGAUUAUGCACGCAUGGAAAAUGUGCUGGAAACUGCAAGUGUGACUGAAUCAAUGUUUACUGCAUGGCUGGUGGCAAAUGCUAAAUAUGAAGAAGCACGAACAUUAACUUACGGUCAAUUUGUCUCAAAGUUUGUUUAUCACAAAAAACAAAGAGAAUGGAAACCGCGUAAAAAAGGCUUCACCAUUGGACGUCUCAUAUGGGUUCCGCCAACAGCUGGUGAACUGUUUUACCUCCGCAUGAUGUUGACGGUAGCAAAAGGACCAACAACUUAUGAGGAAAUCAGGACGGUGGAUAACAUCCAGUUUGAUACAUUUAGAGAUGCGUGCUUUGCAAUGGGAUUUCUUGAAGACGACAAAGAAUACAUAGCUGCUAUAAAGGAGGCAAGUCAUUGGGGGACAGGUCAUUUUCUUCGAAAACUGUUUGUCGUCAUGCUUUUUUCAGGUGCUGUUAAUCGCCCUGCACAUGUUUGGGAACAAUCUUGGCUCCUAUUAUCUGACGGUGUCUUACAUACACAAAGAGCGUUGGCUGCAAAUCCAGAAUUAGUCCUCACACAAGAAGAGUUACAAAAUGUGACUUUAAUAGAAAUUGAGAAACUGCUUCAAGCAAAUAGAAGGACACUAAAGGAUUUUAGUCCUAUUCCAUAUCCGAAUGCUUAUGUUCUUGAACAGUUGGGAAACAGACUCAUAUAUGAUGAGCGUAAUUACGAUACAACAUCAAUGAACUCGGAAUUUGAAAAUCUGUUUGCUGCUCUUACAGAUGAGCAAAGAGGUAUUUAUGAAAAAAUUAUGCAAGUUGUGGAGUCUCAGAAUCCUGCCGUUUUCUUCCUUCAUGGUUAUGGUGGUACCGGAAAGACAUAUAUGUGGAGAAUACUCGCAGCAGCUUUAAGAUCAAAACAUGAUAUAUGUUUAACUGUUGCAACUAGGCGGUAUAGCAUCUUUGUUACUUCCAGGAGGUAG
Messenger RNA from Vicia villosa (hairy vetch), 2019 nucleotides. RefSeq lists its product as uncharacterized. The record is from RefSeq and is a predicted model, not a curated record. Lineage: Eukaryota; Viridiplantae; Streptophyta; Magnoliopsida; Fabales; Fabaceae. Gene Ontology annotation, molecular function: DNA helicase activity. The transcript is spliced from 4 exons. The coding region runs from base 1 to 2019 and encodes 672 amino acids. Gene Ontology annotation, biological process: telomere maintenance; DNA repair.